Molecule: messenger RNA, 1874 nt
Organism: Mytilus californianus (California mussel)
Lineage: Eukaryota; Metazoa; Mollusca; Bivalvia; Mytilida; Mytilidae
Product: cytochrome P450 3A13-like
Exons: 14
Coding region: 87-1625 (512 amino acids)
Molecular function (GO): oxidoreductase activity, acting on paired donors, with incorporation or reduction of molecular oxygen; steroid hydroxylase activity; iron ion binding
Source: RefSeq, a predicted model, not a curated record
AACUUAAGUAUAUAAAGCUUUACUUACUCAGGUGUAGCGAGCUUUAAAGGAAGAGAAGUUUUCUUUGUAAAUAGUUUGUCCAAAAAAUGGAGUGUGUAACAUCGUUUAUCUUGUUUGGGAUAGUUUUUACUCUCCUUUUAAUCUAUAUAUAUAUGAAGAAAGCUCAUAGUUUUUUUCAACGACUUGGUAUUUCGGGUCCUAAACCUGCUCCCUUUUUUGGAAUCCUCCCAGAAUAUAAGAAAAAGGGUAUAACAGAAUUAGAUUUAGAACUGAUAAACAAAUAUGGUCAUGUUGUAGGGAUUUACCAUGGACAUAAACCUAUAGUACUGGUAGCAGAUCCAGAGAUGAUUAAAGAUAUAUGCGUAACAAAAUUCAACAAAUUCAAAAACAGGAAGGUAAACUUAGACCUAGGACCAUUAUUAAGGAAAACAGUGGCACUGUCUAAUAAUGGUCAAUGGACGUUUUUACGAGAACAUAUAUCAGAAGUGUUUAAGCCAAAUUAUUUGGAGCAGAUAACAGGGAAAGUGUUACAGUCAACCGAGCACCUGAUACAAAACAUUGAAGAGAAGUUAACAGCAGAGAAUGAUUUUGACUUUCAAGAGUUAUGUUUGGCAUUUUCUGUUGACUCACUGUGUAAUAGUUUAUUUGGAUAUAAUGUGAAUUCCUAUAAAGAUAGAGACGACAAGACUGUCAAUAUGAUAAAGAAAGGAUGGAUGGCUGGAACGGCAGGAAUAGCAAGACCUGCAGUGGCUUGUGCUGUAUGUCCAGCGAUGUCAAAGAUAUUUUCUGCAUUCAGUUACAACGCAAUCCCAGCCGAUGUCAGGAAGUUUCUGACAAACCUUGUUACAAAGAAGAUGAAAAAGAGACAUACGGAAGGGGUACGAACAGAUUUACUAUCGUUUAUAAUGACUAGCAGUAGAAGACGUUCAGUCAUAGUAGAUAGUCAAAACAAUACAACAAAAUCAGCCGCUAAUAUGGCUUCAGAUUACAGACUGUCAGAAACAGAGAUCGUUGCAAAUUGUUUAUUCUUUUUUCUGGCUGGCUACGAUACGACAGCUAGUACCGUUGUGUUUACAUUAUAUUGUCUCGCCAAACAUCCGGGCUGUCAAGAUAAAGUAGUUUCAGAAAUAUCUAAUAAUCUAUCUUCUGAAAAUAUGUCAUAUCAUGAGAUAGAUAAUCUACAAUACUUAGAUAUGGUUCUGAAUGAAACAUUACGUUUAUUUCCUACUUAUCUCAGGUAUGGUAGAGCGGUAGGAGAAGAUACAGUCAUUAAAGGAAUCAAAUUUCCUAAAGGAACUGAAAUUCAGUUCCCGAUAUAUGCUAUUCACAGAAAUAAAGAUAACUUUCCUAAUCCUGAAAAGUUUGAUCCUGACAGAUUUAGAAAGGAAAACGUCUCGAAACGACAUCCAAUGUCUUUCAUACCUUUUGGUGCUGGCCCAAGAGAUUGUUUUGGACAAUCAUAUGCUAAACUAGCUGUGAAAGUAGCUGUUGUAUCUUUAAUCCAGAAGUAUAAGUUUUCACUUAGCUCAAAGCAAAAUGAUCCACCCACUUUAGCAAAGACAUUUUAUUUGAGACCAGAGAAUGGGUUGUGGCUCACAGUUGACAGAAGAAUGUGUGAUCUGUAAACUUAAAACAGUUAUAUAGUGUAAAUUAAUGUUAGUGUACCAUGAAUUACUUUACAAAAGGGGUAAUAGUAUGUAAUGCACGUUUCAUUGGUAAACUGCAUGCAUUGUAUAUAUAUGUAUGUUUGUAUAAAAUACAAAUGAGACGGCUGGAAUAUAAAUACAUGCAAUCAUAUCAAAGACAAUCAUCUUCAUUAUGAUCCAUAGUUUUUACAUUAAAAACAAUUGUUUAUUAAAGCUUUUUCACUACUA